Molecule: messenger RNA, 705 nt
Organism: Rhinocladiella mackenziei CBS 650.93
Lineage: Eukaryota; Fungi; Ascomycota; Eurotiomycetes; Chaetothyriales; Herpotrichiellaceae
Exons: 3
Coding region: 1-705 (234 amino acids)
Source: RefSeq, a predicted model, not a curated record
AUGGCUCCGAUCACUUUGCCGCAUUUUGAAAAAUUGAUCAUUCGAAAUGUUUCUGAAGGCGAUUCAAACUCCAACUCUUCGCAACCGGAACCUUCCUCGCGUGGACCAGAAUCGGACCUCAGUGCUCUUUACCUGUGCCCGCUCGUGGUGAUAGUCGUCGUUAUACUGCUCGCUAGUUUGACUGUGUGGGUUGCCAGACGACGGUCGAAGCGCGCAGAAGAAAAGCAGAACAUCUGGAGAGAAAAACGAAAGGAAUCGCUCUUGAAGUCUCUUCCCGACCCCAUCUUAUGGCAACCGCCGAUCAGUCGUCAGGAGAAGGCUUCCUCUGGUGAGCCCGGAUCUCAAAAUUCCUUGAAUACGGUUCAACAAGAACAAGAGAUAUGCGCAUUUUGCCUGGAAGAGUUCAAAUCAUCAGACAUGGUCCAGAGACUGCCUCAGUGUCAACAUUUCUUCCACUCUGCUUGCGCUGACGAAUGGAUGACGCGAGAACUACAGCGUUCAGAGAAAUGGGAGUCAAUGUCAAAUUUAUCAGAGCCCAGCAAAAUCGAACGUACACUACGAAGUAUCUCGAUGACAUGCCCAUUAUGCAGAAAGAAACUUCAUGAGCAAUCGACGGCUGAGCUGACUGAACCAGAGCCUGCGCAUGUCCGCCAUGGGCCAGAACCUCAGUCAAUGAUGUCUGGAUCCGCGCAGUCAGUUUUGUGA